Messenger RNA from Prunus mume (Japanese apricot), 1517 nucleotides. RefSeq names its product signal peptidase I. The record is from RefSeq and is a predicted model, not a curated record. NCBI's taxonomy places the organism in Eukaryota, Viridiplantae, Streptophyta, Magnoliopsida, Rosales, Rosaceae.
UCAUCCCAAACGCAAAACGCAAAACGCAAAACGCAAAAUGCAGAAGCAAACGUGGCGGUUGUUGUUGUGGUGGUUAAGUCGGUAGUUCAGGAGAGAGAGUGGGAUGCGAUCCCUUUCGCUUGGUCAGUGGUUCAAGAAACGUACAAUUACAGUUUACAAAGAUGAGGAGGACCGGCACUCUCCUCGUCUCCCUCAUCCUCUUCCUUAUAUUCCCACUUCAGUCAAUUCUUGCUUUUAAUUCUUCCACCACCCAAAUCUUGCAGGAUGUGUUAAAGAAAAUAUCGGCCAAGCACAAGUGGUAUUUGCAGGACAUCAGGGUUUCGAGGUUGGAUGCCAGCAGGGUUCGCUUCGGGAGCGCCCAGCGAUAUGAGUUCCGGGUCGGAUUCGGGAAGAUCCCCGUAGGGGUCUUGUUCUCCGACGACGUCUCUUCCUGGAAAAAGUUCAGGCAACCCAGAACCCAUUUCGGCUCUCUCGUUAAGGAGCUCAGCUCCAUGGCUGUAGUUGACACCUUCAAAGUGGAGGGUCCCUUUGAGUUACGGGUCGGCGGCACCCAUCACUUCUCCCUUUCAUUGCCGAUGAACACUACAUACAGUGGGUUUAAAAGGGUUCUUGUUGGUAAAGGCAUCACUGUUGAAGUAAGUGGAGCUAUAGAAGUCUCUGUGUUUCAUGCAUCUGAUCUUGGUUUAUCAUCAAAGGGAAGUGGUGCAAUUGGCAAGGAGAAAAGUGAGUUUUGGCCUAUUUGGCAUUCGUACUGCACACCAUUAUUUCCUAUUCGUGUUUUAGGGCCUGCAACGUUGGUUGCAUACAAGACUCGAAAUCCUGAUGCCCACAUUGAGACCAAAUUUAUGUCCAAGGAGAUAAUUGAGUUCUUGCCAGAGAAGUGCUACAGAAGCCAUGCUUACAAGAAGCGGGCUUGCCCCAUUGAUUCUCUACGUUCGAGGAUAUCUAUGCUGGAAAGAAUUUGGAAAAGCUUUCUUGGUGAUAGAAUUCGCCAAAGCGGUUUGUCAGGAUUUGUUGAAGGGAAAAUCAAAGCUUCAACUGUUGUCCGUUUCAAGGUUGAGCUCGAAAGGGAAUUUCGGAGGAAUGGUGCACUCCGGGGCAAGGCAGGAUGGAGAACUAGGCCCGCUGUUGAACGGGUUUGGUUUGAAGUUUUGGCAAGAGUGGAAUUUGGGAGGGUGAAGCCUCUCUUGGUUAAAAAGAUUAGGCCCUUCAUUGUAGCAGAUUCGGUUGCGUGGAGUAGUUUGAUGUCCAAUAUUUCCUUCACCAAGUCCUCAUCUGUCCUUGUACCUUCUGAGGCGCUAACGUUGGAUGUGAAGUGGUAGAGUAAACAUGUUGUAACGUAGUACUCUUGUUUGAGAAUGUUUUACAGAUUAAGGCGGCAAGGGGUUGUCUGUGUCCUUGCCCUUUCUCGGGAUGAUGGAUGAAACAGUACAUGUCAAUUGGUAAAUAACCCUCUUAACUGGUCUUGUAAAUAGAUUGUUCAUUGAAAAGAAACAAACGUUACACAGAAGUUUGAU